AUGGUUCAUGUUUCACUUUCUGGUAACAUUUCCAGCUCCGUGAUUUCAUCUUUGUCUCUUUUCCUUUCUGGGUUUUCUUCCGGAAUAAGAAAACAGUUCUUCUUUCAUGAAAAAAAAAAGAUUCGACUUUUCAUCAAUUUCACCAAUAUGGUUGUACCCAUGAAGAGGUCAAUUAGGCCAUUGAUAAGCAUCCUAGUGCUUGCUGCAUUAGCAACAACCUUAAGCUACCGGAUUUUCAUCAGCCGCCGCGAUGUGUUCACCGCCGCAGCCGAGUUACAACCCGCAUCAAUCCAAAACUUGAACUUUACUUUGCUUAAGUUUGCAGCCAUUGAUAUAGGUGAAGAAAAAUCCAAGCUUGAAAUAGACCAGCUUCUUGAUGGGAACUUUGAUAGUCAAGGAAGAUACAAGGCCUAUGCAACUUGGAGGAGGUUCAAUCAACAUGAUGCCAAAGCAAGAAACUCUAAAGGAUUGUUGGUAAUGCUCCGAUCCCCCAAAUUUUAUCGGUAUUGGUCGAAUUUUAGAAGAAACUUACAGGAUUGGGCUAGAAAAAAGAUGUUUCAACCUGAUAUUAUGAUGGAUUUAGUUAGAUUAGUGAAGGUCCCUAUCGAUAGCUCAGACGGAACAUAUAAGUCUUGUGCUGUUGUGGGGAAUAGUGGGAUCUUGUUGCAUAAUCGUCACGGGAAGUUGAUCGACGAUCACGAGGUUGUGAUCAGGUUGAACAAUGCUCGGAUCGAGAGGUUUGAAAAGCAUGUAGGGUCGAAAACGAAUAUAUCGUUUGUGAACAGCAACGUUCUGCAUCUCUGUGCUAGGAGGGAAGGUUGUUUCUGUCACCCUUAUGGUGAUGGUGUUCCUAUUGUGAUGUACAUUUGCCAACCAGUUCAUUUCAUGGACUAUUUGGUGUGCAAUGCGUCUCACAAGGCAGAUUUGUUGAUUACAGACCCGCGUUUCGAUGUGUUGUGUGCUAGAAUCGUGAAGUAUUAUUCAGCGAAACGGUUCGUGGAGAUAACGGGGAAGCCGUUGGGCAAAUGGGAAUUGACUCAUGAUGGUUCCAUGUUUCAUUAUUCCUCUGGACUGCAGGCUGUGAUGCUAGCUUCGGGAAUUUGUGACAGAGUUAGUAUAUUCGGAUUUGGAAAAUCGACUUCCGCCAAGCAUCAUUAUCAUACUAAUCAGAAGGCCGAGCUCCAGUUACACGACUACGAGGCCGAAUACGAAUUCUAUCGUGAUCUGGUGAAGAAUCCAUAUGCAAUACCAUUCAUUUCAGAUAAGUUCAGAUUCCCUCCUGUGGUAAUCUAUCAAUGA
This is a messenger RNA of Hibiscus syriacus, 1299 nucleotides long. RefSeq names its product beta-1,6-galactosyltransferase GALT29A-like. The transcript has 2 exons. The record is from RefSeq and is a predicted model, not a curated record. The coding region runs from base 1 to 1299 and encodes 432 amino acids. NCBI's taxonomy places the organism in Eukaryota, Viridiplantae, Streptophyta, Magnoliopsida, Malvales, Malvaceae. Gene Ontology annotation, molecular function: sialyltransferase activity.